CUCUCCAGUCUCAGUCCACCAAAUCCAAAUACAUACAUCCAUUCCAUGUUGUCUAGCACGUCUGCCAUCAUUCAACUGGCCAAAGCACCCUUCAAACGUGCCCAACGUGGUCUCUUUGGAGGCAAACAGAUCCAAUUUGGCAACAACGUUCCUCACUCCAAGACCAAAACCCGACGUACAUGGCUUCCGAAUGUUCAGACAAAGCGUCUCUUCUCUGAGGUGCUGAAUGAUUGGAUCAAACUCAACAUGACCACCUCUGUCAUCCGUACAGUGGAUAAGAAAGGAGGUCUUGAUCGCUACUUGCUCGAAACCCGUCCUGAUCUGUUGGGUGCUAAGGGAAUGGAGCUCAGAGGCAAGGUUGUAGAAGCAAUGAAGGCUAAACAGGCAAAAAAGGCAUUGAAAAAUUUUGCAGAACGAGGCCAGAAGAACUCGACCACGUUGUCUACUGAAGCACAGGAAGCAGUCAGAGCCGUAUCACCAUCUCCAUCAUCGACUGUCGUCAAUCCUACAUCAACAACUAGUGUAGCGCCAUCACAAACAAGCACCACUUUAUAAAAGGAUUUUAUUUUCUUUUCCCUCUUUUUUGUCUUUCUUUUUCCUUUGAUUUUCUUUUGGAUUGUUGGGAACUACCGAAAGCUCCCGGGUUUGAUUUUCUAGGUGCAAGGACGAGAGAAAUCGCUUGAAAAACCUCCGCAGC
Lobosporangium transversale is the source of this 697-nucleotide messenger RNA. Its product is annotated as ribosomal L28 family-domain-containing protein. The record is from RefSeq and is a predicted model, not a curated record. Bases 46 to 555 code for a protein of 169 amino acids. Gene Ontology annotation, molecular function: structural constituent of ribosome. Gene Ontology annotation, biological process: translation. NCBI's taxonomy places the organism in Eukaryota, Fungi, Mortierellomycota, Mortierellomycetes, Mortierellales, Mortierellaceae. The transcript has 3 exons. Gene Ontology annotation, cellular component: mitochondrial large ribosomal subunit; ribosome.